AAUCUCACAAACAGUCCUGAACAACAAUGUCGUACACAUGGCCGCCUGCAAGAGUGCAAGAAAACUUUGAUCUGUGAUUGCACUUUUUGUUAAACGAAUGCACGCAUAAACGGGAUCUCCGCAAAGUAACGUGAUAUGACAUUUUGACUACGCUGGCUGGCAUUGCGCAGAUGGAUUGCUUCAAGUCUUUAACGUACGGACUUCUUCGUGGCAUAUACGACUCAUUUUUUGGCAUAGCUAUUUUGAAAGACCUAGACUCUCACGCACCUAAAUCAGAUGCGUCAUCGUCGUCCACUAAAGGAAGUGUGGAAAACUCGACGGGUCAUCAAGAGACAACCCUCUCUCGACGACGAUCGAGUGCACGCCAGGGAAACCCAAACACUACUGGAAACAGUGAACCGAAAGUACGGCAUCGCAUUUUCCAGUGCUGCGUUCUAAACGGAGCAGUCUUUGGACUAAGCAUCGUUGCGUUUAAUUACGUGCUCCUGCCUUGCGUGUACUUUCUGAUCACCCUUCUGUUCGGGGGAAGCCAAUCAACUAAGGCAAUAUGGGGCUGGCUGCAGCCUUUGCUCUUGUACACGUUUCAAACGCUGUGGGUGCUGCCUUUAUUUGUUCUCAGCAAAGUCGUGAACAGUUUGUGGUUUCAAGACAUCGCCGACUUGGCUUACCGUCAGAUACGCGGACGACCGCCGCAACUUCUGCCGAGUUUGAGUCGCAUGUUAGCGGACACACUAUUCAGCAUCCUCGUCCAAGCAUUGUUCUUAAUACAAAGUCAGCUCGUUGCUAUCUUGCCGAUAGGCUAUCUAAGUGAUAUCGUAAGCCUGCUGCAUUUCAGUCUACUGUAUUCACUCUAUGCCUUUGAAUACACGUGGUUCAAUAUGGGCUGGGAACUGCACAGAAGACUGUCCUUCAUCGAGGAGAACUGGCCUUACUUUGCUGGUUUCGGUUUGCCCCUGGCCCUGGCGACGUCGUGGCCCUCGUCAUACUUCAUCAGCGGUUGCUUCUUCUCCAUUCUCUUCCCCCUCUACAUCAUCAGCGGACACGAGGCAGUCCCGGUUGCCGGGACGGCAGUGUUCCGCCUGCAGCUGUUCUCGCCUUCAAUUUGGGUCUCCAACGCUAUCUUCCGACACUUGACAAACAGCUCGGCGACUAACUUUACUCCGCAGGACAAGGUUCAUUCAAUGAAGCGAAGAAGCAAGAAGAGCGCUGUUCCAAUACAAUGAUCUUAACCUGUCGCGGAUGAGUGCGGAACAAUUUUUAGUUAUGUUAGGGAAAGGGCUUUUAACCUUGUGGCUGCUAUAAUGCUCAUACAAAGUCUUAACUUGCUUUUGUGUGUGCGUGCUCGAGGUGGCUAGUACAUACCGUUGAAAGGCACAGCCACGUACCAGUACACACUCCACGGUAUUCGAGUGGUGUAAUUCAGAAAAUGAGGAAUCGAAAUUUAAACAUCGAUGACUUGAGCAAACAAGCAAGAGGCAGGCAAGCUUGUGUAAUUAACUAGUAGGUAACAUUUCCCACUUCCUACAAGUUCAGUGGCCGAUGCAGUGGUUUAAAUGAUCCUGGUUUGGUGGUUGAUGGAAAGCUAACUAAAUGGUGUGAAUCUACGAUGAGCAUGUCAUCAUCCUUUCGCCUACUGAAGUUCAGGAGUGGUCCUUCCCUUAGAAUCUAUGACACAGAGUUUAGGCGCACCACAAAAUAUUUUUGUCACGAAGCCUUUUUGAUCUUCAAAAUGCCUAGUCUGCGCUUUACAUCUCAAACUGUCCAUUCCUUCCAACAGCAUUUAAUCGACUGUCCACUGGUAGAACCGUGCUUUUAACGUUAACGUGGUGCCUUUGCACAUCGACUUACGAGCGCAUGAGAUGGCUUGUCGCUGUACAAAGACAAACUGCUGUUUGGAGUAGGGCAGUGCGACACAAAGUACGUUGAUUACUGAAGCAGACAAACUGUUUUUUUUUUCUCAAAUGUUCCGAAGCAGUUCCCACUCCCAAUUAGUGAUGUUGUGUCUGUAGCUAUUAACAGAGGAGCUGUAACAAUAGUUUGGUGUAUCUUGUGUGUUAGGAUUUUCAAGUGCAGUUUGUACCGUGUGUCACAGAACAAUCAAAACGUGUCCUUUUAUAGCAGUGUACGAUAAUAGAAGCGUUGUUUAGACACGUUAGGAAAUGAGCGAUUUUUACGUGAACACUGGGCACACUUGAUAUGUGACAUUCUAUUUUAGAAAAGGAACGCUGGAGUGUGCACAGCACCACAUAACAGAAUGGUGACGCACAUCAACGGAGCACUCUAAUGUCACUGCUUUGCGACUCAUCAAAAUGGCGCAUUAACGUGUCAGUUUUUAGUGUUCAAGGCUGUACGUGGUGUACGAAACUAGAUGCUCUAACUGUAUUGCUUCUUGAAGCAUGGAAUAAGGGAUCAACUGGUGGCUAGAAUGGCUGUGUGUAAUAUUUGAACGGGACACACUUGGAUAUUUUAGAAUGGUUGCAGAUGUAUGUUCCUGAGCAUGAUGGGGAUGUAUGAACAUGCGUAAUUUAAAUUCUGGCAAGCUGGCAGCUUGCACAUAUUGUUUGCACAGGCUUGCACUGUGGAUGUGGUGCUUGAAUGAGAUCAGUGAUUAUUUUAUGAUAAAAUAAAAUGGAUGCCUUUGUAA
Molecule: messenger RNA, 2644 nt
Organism: Ornithodoros turicata
Lineage: Eukaryota; Metazoa; Arthropoda; Arachnida; Ixodida; Argasidae
Gene: tank
Product: etoposide-induced protein 2.4 homolog
Exons: 1
Coding region: 171-1223 (350 amino acids)
Biological process (GO): macroautophagy
Cellular component (GO): endoplasmic reticulum
Source: RefSeq, a predicted model, not a curated record